Messenger RNA from Papaver somniferum (opium poppy), 924 nucleotides. RefSeq names its product protein CHROMOSOME TRANSMISSION FIDELITY 7-like. The record is from RefSeq and is a predicted model, not a curated record. Gene Ontology annotation, cellular component: nucleus; chromatin. Lineage: Eukaryota; Viridiplantae; Streptophyta; Magnoliopsida; Ranunculales; Papaveraceae. The transcript is spliced from 6 exons. The coding region runs from base 1 to 924 and encodes 307 amino acids. Gene Ontology annotation, biological process: mitotic sister chromatid cohesion. Gene Ontology annotation, molecular function: protein-lysine-acetyltransferase activity.
AUGCAAGUCCGCCUCUGCUCACAAGUAGCAUUUUCUCAGCCUACUACUGCAGGAAAGGUACGCAGCUUCAAUGCAACCCUUAAGCGCUCCGCAGACAAAACAUUUGACCCAUCUAAACUUUCUGCUUCCGCUGAAGAUACCACACACUUUGAUAUUCAAGAGCCAGAGAUUCGAAUAACAUACAAACGUAGAACACCUAAAGAGGAACCAGACAGAGCAGACACUAUAGAAAGACCUCAAGUUGCCUCUCCCAGACUACUGCCUUCUAGUUCAUGCAAAAUUUUGAACAAAAAAAGAAUCUACGCGCAGUUUCAUUUGGAAUUAGGGCAGUCGGAUUUCCUUUUACAUACCUGCUCUACUUGUGGGUUUAACUAUGCUAUAGGAGAUGAAGGGGAUGAGAAGGUUCACAAAGAGUUUCACAAGACCUACACCCAUGGAAGCCGAUUUAAGGGUUGGCGCAAUGAAAGAGUAAUUUUAGCAAGUGAGGGUGCUCGUGUUAUUUUAGUGUUAGACGGUGACCCACCAGCUCAAAUGAAAAAGGUUCAAGAGGUUGUAAAGAUGGUGGAGGAUGAAAUUGGUUUGGGUGAGGGGUGGCUUGUCCACAAACUCUGCAAGGUGUAUCUGUUCGUCUUGAGCCAGAGAAUUGCUGGUUGUCUGGUUGUGGAGCCAAUAAAAACGGCAUACAAAGUAAUUUCAAAUUCUGUAGUCCAGAGAAGCUCCACUUCAAAUGAAAAAGCAGCUAGACCAAAUUCUGCUGUACUGCGUUUUGGGAAUGUUAACUUUCAGCAGGAAAUUGUAAAACAUAUGCCCUCUGUCGAUGAACUUAAUGUAUCAGAAGACCCAAGUGGAAUAAUUCUAUGUGAGAACGAUGCUGUUUCAGCCCUCUCUGGAAUUAGAGCUAUUUGGGUCGCACCCUUCCAUUGA